Closterium sp. NIES-65 is the source of this 1428-nucleotide messenger RNA. Lineage: Eukaryota; Viridiplantae; Streptophyta; Zygnematophyceae; Desmidiales; Closteriaceae. The record is from the annotation of a GenBank genome assembly.
AUGGGGCGGCUGAAUGGCUUCAUGUGUGCAGUGCCGGGCGUGCCCAUGCAGGUAGGUAGGCAUGUGUCUGGUAAGGUGCCCAUGCAGGUAGGUAGGCAUGUGUCUGGUAAGGUGCCCUUGCAGGGCUGCUUGCAUGGGUACAGGUCAGUUGAGAGAGGGGGUUUCACCAAGCAGCGUCACAAGGCCAUUGAGAGCAAGAUUGGCCGGCUGAAUGGCUUCAUGCGGGAGGUGCCUGGCGUGCCCAUGCAGGUAGAUCUUCAUCUCCUGUGGUCGCAGCAACUCAGGGGACCUAUCUUCAUCUCCUGCGGUCGCAGCAACUCAGGGGACCUGUUCCGGAAACCAGAAGGGGGGCUGUGGCAUCUGCUGUGCGAGUGUGGGAAUGAAGAGAGACAAGUGGAAUGGGAGAGAGACAAGUGGAAUGGGAGAGGUGAGUGUGUGGCAGUGAGUGCGUUGUGGCACGUGGGCGUGGUGUGGCAUCUGCUGUGCGAGUGUGGGAAUGAAGAGAGACAAGUGGAAUGGGAGAGCCCUGACGAAGACGUGCUUUUUGACGAAGACGUGCUUUUUGACGAAGACGUGCUUUUUGACGAAGACGUGCUUUUUGACGAAGACGUGCUUUUUGACGAAGACGUGCUUUUUGACGAAGACGUGCUUUUAGACGAAGACGUGCUUUUUGACGAAGACGUGCUUUUUGACGAAGACGUGCUUUUUGACGAAGACGUGCUUUUUGACGAAGACGUGCUUUUUGACGAAGACGUGCUUUUUGACGAAGACGUGCUUUUUGACGAAGACGUGCUUUUUGACGAAGACGUGCUUUUUGACGAAGACGUGCUUUUUGACGAAGACGUGCUUUUUGACGAAGACGUGCUUUUUGACGAAGACGUGCUUUUUGACGAAGACGUGCUUUUUGACGAAGACGUGCUUUUUGACGAAGACGUGCUUUUUUACGAAGACGUGCUUUUUGACGAAGACGUGCUUUUUGACGAAGACGUGCUUUUUGACGAAGACGUGCUUUUUGACGAAGACGUGCUUUUUGACGAAGACGUGCUUUUUGACGAAGACCUCAUUCUUCGCAGGAGGUGCUGCUGCAGCCCUCCAAAUUACAGUGAUUGCAGUCCACUCACAACACUCCUCUCUGCCUCCUCCCAUGUCUGCCUCCCUCCCUGCCUCGUCACCUCCUGCUUCCCUCCUCUGCCUCCCUCUUCUGCCUCCCUCCUCUGCCUCCCUCCUCUGCUUCCCUCCUCUGCCCCCCUCCUCUGCCCCCCUCCUCUGCCUCUUGUCCCCCGCAGCUCAUUCUUCGUGGGAGAUGCAUCUGGUCUCCCUCAGGACCACUGUGAUUUGAGUCCACUCACAGCACUCCCCUCUGCCUCCCCUGCCUCCUCACCACCUGCCUCCCUCUGCUGUUUCCUCCCUUCAGCUCCUUCUUCAUGA